Molecule: messenger RNA, 1985 nt
Organism: Gigantopelta aegis
Lineage: Eukaryota; Metazoa; Mollusca; Gastropoda; Neomphalida; Peltospiridae
Exons: 1
Coding region: 94-1953 (619 amino acids)
Source: RefSeq, a predicted model, not a curated record
UGUACAAGAAAAAAACAUCAAGGAUUGCUCUCAAAGACAGAAUGUGAAGAACUGAAGAAAAAACAGACAGAACUGGAUAGAGUAAAAUUGGAUAUGAAAAAAUGUAUAAAAAACAAAGAAAGGCAACAGCGCUAUCGAGAUAAUUUCAAACGAAAGCUGGAGGACUUAGAUGAUGAAACUCGCAAACAUCUAAGAGGAACAACCAUUGGUCGGCCACCAAUUGUUGAAGAUGAGAAUCUUUUGCAUAAGGUGAUUGUAGAUAUUGCCAUAGGCGGUUCAGCGGCAGAUGACAGACGGCGUUCUGAAGUUAUCAGGACGGUCAAAACAUUGGAUGAUUUGACUGCCUCCUUGAAGAAACAAGGGAUCCAUUUAUCUAGAAGUGCAGUAUACCUUCGGCUUCUUCCUCGAAAUGCUACAACUCUAGAGGGUAAGAGACACUGUAAAACUGUGCCUGUCAAACUGAUUAGAGCACAGAACGAUGAACAUUCUCGCCACCAGGACAGGUAUUUUGCUCGAGCAUCCAUUUCCAAUUUGGAAGAGUUGGCAUCACUUCUAGGACCAGGUGAAGUCACUUUUCACUCGCAGGACGACAAAGCGAGAGUUCCAAUAGGACUGACCGCCGCCAAUAAACAGGCACCUUUGAUCAUGCACAUGGAGUAUAAAAUCAAACUAAGUGAUCAUGAUUUUGUCAUUGCUGCUCAACAUAAGUUGGUACCAUCAGUGAUCGCAGCAAUAUCGAUUGGAAAAAACAGUUUUGAUAGUCCCGGUGUUACUUAUUCUGGGCCAACGUAUGUGGGAAUUCGAAGUGCUAAACAUUCCUCAUCAUCUGCGCUGCAUCACUUGCAUGAUAUGAAACGUAUUCUAUCCUUGCCUGAAUUCCGAGAAAGCAUGUAUUGUCAAGAUGGACUACCGAAACCCAUUAUGAUAAUAACUGUGGAUGGAGGCCCAGAUGAAAACCCUCGGUACACAAAAACCAUUCAGUGUGCAGUGGAUUACUUCUGUUCAUACAAAUUGGAUGCUUUAUUCAUCGCAACAAAUGCCCCCGGAAGGAGUGCGGUCAACCGUGUCGAGAGACGCAUGGCUCCGCUUAGCCAUGAUAUUGCAGGACUUGUACUGCCGCACGACCAUUUCGGAAGUCAUCUUAAUCCACAGGGUGAAACGGUGGAUAAUGAGAUGGAAAAACAAAACUUCGAACAUGCUGCAAACGUUCUAGCUGAAGUAUGGUCAAACACUGUAAUUGACGGGUACCCAACAGUAGCAGAAUACAUCCCUCCAAGUCAACCUGACGACCCUGUACUGGAAAAAAAUCGCCUGUGGCAUGAACAACAUGUACGGGAAAGCCAGUACAUGCUGCAAAUUGUGAAAUGUCGUAACCACUCAUGUUGUGAGGAGCCAAGAAGUUCAUAUUUUGACAUUGUCAAGGAGCGCUUCCUGCCCCCUCCUAUGCCACUUUCGCAGACAGAAGAUGGCUUGAUGUGUUGCACUAAUGAUGUAACGGCACGGUUCCCAUCACUCUUUGUACAUUUAGUACUAGGGAAUUCAGUUCUUCCCACAAGAACAAAGAACAAGUUUGCUAAGGGACUACCAUACGACUUUGCAUGUCCAAGCUUACAGAGUGAACUACAAAAACGUAUUUGUGAUAGGUGUGGUCUAUAUCACGCCUCCAUCAAGUCGAUGACAUCCCAUUCCCGAAUGUGCCGAAAUAAAUAUCCGACUUUGAACCACGAAGCUCAAGCAGCCGUGCAUCGUAUCUGCCCUACACGUUUGGCUGCCAAGCGUCAGCGAGAACUGAUGUGCGUCAUACGAUAUAUGGAAAAUGAGGAAUUUGAAUGGCUUGAUGAGGACGACGUUGACAUCGAUGGAUUAGAAGUUCCAACCAAUAUAUCGGUUGUUAACGGCACACCUCUGCUUUCACCUGAAUCCCGAGAAUCUCCUUGGGAAAACCAAAAUUAAAAUAUCUAGUGUAUUAAAGCAUUUCAGCCUGA